UCCAUCCCUCCCUCCCUUCCUUCCCCGCUCCUCCCGCCGACCGGGACUCGCCCCGAACCGGGAGGGAGACGGUCUCUGCCCGCUCCUCCUCCUCCUGCUGCUCCUCCUCCUGCAGCGGGGGCCGCAUCCUGCUGCCGGGGGGGAGGGAAUUGAUGUGGAUACCCAGCGCAGCACCACCACCAUGCAGCCGCCGCCGAGGAAGGUGAAAGUUACACAAGAGCUGAAAAACAUUCAGGUUGAGCAGAUGACAAAACUUCAGGCCAAGCAUCAGGCAGAAUGUGACCUACUGGAAGAUAUCAGAGCAUUCAGUCAGAAAAGAGCUGCAAUUGAGAAAGAAUAUGCACAGAGCAUUCAGAAGCUGGCUAGCCAAUACUUAAAGAAGGACUGGCUUGGAAUAAGAGCUGAGGAACGAAGUGAUUAUAGGAGCAUGUACUCAGUUUGGAAAUCACUCUUAGAAGGCACCAUGCAGGUGGCCCAGUCCCGACUCAAUAUCUGUGAGAACUAUAAAAACCUAAUUUCUGAACCAGCCAGGAGUGUCCGGUGCUUUAAGGAGCAGCAGCUGAAGAAGUGUGUGGACCAGCUGACAAGGAUCCAAGCUGAACUACAGGAGACAGUCAAAGAUUUAGCUAAAGGCAAAAAGAAAUAUUUUGAGACUGAACAGAUGGCUCAGGCGGUGCGGGAGAAAGCUGAUAUUGAGGCCAAGUCCAAACUUAGUCUUUUUCAGUCAAGAAUAAGCUUGCAGAAGGCAAGUGUGAAGUUAAAAGCCCGACGAUCCGAGUGCAAUUCCAAGGCUAUCCACGCCAGGAAUGAUUAUCUCCUCACUUUAGCAGCUGCCAAUGCCCACCAGGAUCGCUACUAUCAAACAGACCUGGUGAACAUCAUGAAGGCUCUUGAUGGAAAUAUAUAUGAUCACCUUAAGGAUUAUUUAAUGGCAUUCAGCAGGACUGAACUAGAGACAUGCCAAGCUGUACAAAACACAUUCCAGUUUUUACUGGAGACUUCCAGCAGGGUGGUGCGGGAUUACAAUCUCCAGCUGUUCUUGCAGGAGAACUCCGUGUUCCACAAACCUCAGCCUUUCCAGUUCCAGCCCAGCGACAGCGACACUAGCCGACAGCUGGAGUCAGAGACGGGAACGACCGAGGAGCACAGCCUGAACAAGGAGGCGCGGAAAUGGGCGACGCGCGUGGCCCGUGAGCACAAGAACAUCGUCCACAGCCAGAGGACCCUGGAGGAGCUGGAGUGCCACGGGGCCGUGAUGUCCGAGCAAACCCGAGCGGAACUGGAGCAGAAAAUAGAUGAAGCCAGGGAGAGCAUUCGCAAGGCUGAGAUCAUCAAGCUGAAGGCAGAAGCGAGGCUGGAGCUGCUGAAGCAGAUCGGGGUGUCCGUGGACACGUGGCUGAAGAGUGCCAUGAACCAGGUGAUGGAGGAGCUGGAGAACGAGCGCUGGGCCAGCCUGCCCUCGGUCACCAACAACGGCUCCGCGCACCUGGUCAAUGCUGAUGCAGAAAAGGAAGAAGGUGAAGAGUUUGAAGACAGCAUGGAUGUUUUUGAUGACAGCAGUUCUAGUCCUUCUGGUACUCUUAGGAAUUACCCUCUCACCUGCAAAGUUGUUUAUUCCUAUAAGGCUUCUCAGCCAGAUGAGCUGACCAUAGAGGAACACGAGGUGCUGGAGGUCAUAGAAGAUGGAGAUAUGGAAGACUGGGUCAAGGCACGGAACAAGGCAGGACAGGUGGGAUAUGUGCCAGAGAAGUACCUGCAGUUCCCAACCUCCAGCAGCCUCCUGAGCAUGCUCCAGUCCCUGGCUGCGCUGGACUCCCGAUCCCACACCUCCAACAACUCCACGGAGGCUGACCUGGUGCCAGGCAGCCUCAACGGAGACUCCAAUGUCUGUUUUGUAAAAGCACUUUAUGAUUACGAGGGGCAGACAGAUGACGAGCUGUCCUUCCCAGAGGGAGCCAUCAUCCGCAUCCUGAACAAGGAAAACCAGGAUGAUGAUGGCUUUUGGGAGGGAGAAUUCAACGGCCGCGUCGGGGUCUUCCCCUCGGUGUUGGUUGAAGAGCUCACGGCCUCAGAGAAUGGAGAAACUCAGUGGAUUGGGGAUAUCCAGGUAUCCCCCACUCCAAAGGCCAACAACUCCCUGCCACCACUGCCUCUGUAUGACCAGCCUCCCACCAGUCCCUAUCCCAGCCCGGAUAAAAGAGGAUCCCAAUUUUUCCCCAGGUCUCCGUCGACGAACGAAAACAGCUUUGGUUCAGAGUCCCCUGGAUUCUCCCAACCUCCACGAAUUCCUCCGGAAAGUUCCUAUGGCAAACUGCGGCCUGUGCGAGCAGCUCCACCCCCCCCGACACAGCACCACCGCCGGCCCACGGAGAAGAUCGAGGACGUGGAAAUCACUCUGGUGUAACGAGGGGACUGGCUAAUUAGUAGUGCUACAAUCAAGGCCAAACACAGCUUUUGGUCAAUCUCGUUUUUAGGCACCUUUGCAUGAUGAAGACUUGGACUAGAGCGAGCGAUAGGGAGGAUUUUAUGUGGCAGUGACCUGGCGGAUUCCUUCCCACAGUCAUGAAUAUUUUGUGCCUUUUGGGUUUUUUUUGUUUGUUUGUUUGGAUUUCUCUACAUCAUUCUUCUUCUCUUAGCACAAACCAAGACAGGCCAAGAUUGGCUUUUUUUCUUGGCUGGAGAUGCUCCAUUUUGGUGUGGAGACAAAGAAAGAGCCCCGUUCAUGCAGCUUAGUCUUAGCAUCCUUUGCUCCUGUGCAUUAGUACAGUAUAUUACUGUUGCCAUAGGAAUGUGUUAAAGAUUGUGGAUCCUUCCAGUAGCAUCACCUGCCUGAUCAGGUAUUCAUCAGAAGAAUGAAAAAGGGAACAGAAAAAGAAGUCUAAAGGAGAGGCUGGCUCCUCUUGAAUCCCCCUGCAGGAAGGAAGAGACGGGAAAAUGAUCUCCUGGAGAAGCAAAAGUGUUCAUUCCAUGGGUGCUCCCCUUGUCAGUGAUUCACAGCUGAACAUUCUGCCUUUGGAUUUUUGUGUUUACUCAGUGCAUUUACUCAUAGAGGAUCUAACAUGGAGGUGCUGAACCAGCAGCAACAUCUUCUUCCACAGCAGAAACCAACGGGUAGAAAAGCAAAAAAGCAAGUGACAUUUUUGUCUGGAUCUGGAAAUUGAGCUGCUUUUUCUUUUCUUUUUUUUUUUUUUUUUUUUUU
Pyrgilauda ruficollis (rufous-necked snowfinch) is the source of this 3199-nucleotide messenger RNA. It is a transcript of the gene FCHSD2, whose product is annotated as FCH and double SH3 domains 2. Gene Ontology annotation, cellular component: recycling endosome; neuromuscular junction. The record is from RefSeq and is a predicted model, not a curated record. The transcript has 20 exons. Gene Ontology annotation, biological process: regulation of actin filament polymerization; neuromuscular synaptic transmission. Gene Ontology annotation, molecular function: protein binding. NCBI's taxonomy places the organism in Eukaryota, Metazoa, Chordata, Aves, Passeriformes, Passeridae. The coding region runs from base 182 to 2404 and encodes 740 amino acids.